This is a messenger RNA of Letharia columbiana, 990 nucleotides long. RefSeq lists its product as uncharacterized. Bases 1 to 990 code for a protein of 329 amino acids. Gene Ontology annotation, molecular function: succinate-CoA ligase (GDP-forming) activity; succinate-CoA ligase (ADP-forming) activity. The record is from RefSeq and is a predicted model, not a curated record. The transcript has 5 exons. Gene Ontology annotation, biological process: tricarboxylic acid cycle. Lineage: Eukaryota; Fungi; Ascomycota; Lecanoromycetes; Lecanorales; Parmeliaceae. Gene Ontology annotation, cellular component: mitochondrion; succinate-CoA ligase complex (ADP-forming).
AUGCAGGUAUUCAGCCGCCGUACGGCUGGCGCCUUGCAAGCUGCUGCCAGGAGGCAGGGUUACUCAACUGCAACUUCAGGAUAUGCCUCAACAGCAGAGAACCUUCGCAUAAACAAAGAAACCAAAGUCAUCUUCCAAGGCUUCACUGGCAAGCAAGGAAGCUUCCACGCCCAACAGGCGAUCGAUUACGGAACAAAUGUCGUCGGUGGUACAAAUCCAAAGAAAGCCGGAGAGACACAUCUGGGAAAACCGGUGUUUGCCAAAGUCAGCGAUGCUAUCAAAGAGACAGGAGCAACUGCAUCCGCGAUCUUCGUCCCGCCGCCAUUGGCCGCCGCAGGUAUCGAAGAAGCUAUCGAAGCAGAGAUGCCCCUUAUUGUCUGCAUUACUGAAGGAAUUCCCCAACAUGAUAUGGUCCGCAUCACCGACAUCCUGAAAACCCAAGGCAAAACCAGAUUGGUAGGACCCAAUUGUCCCGGUAUAAUAGCUCCGGGCCAAUGCAAGAUUGGGAUCAUGCCAGGCUUCAUCCACAAACGAGGACGAAUAGGUAUUGUCUCACGGUCUGGUACUCUCACAUAUGAGGCCGUCAAUCAGACAACACAGGCUGGCCUUGGUCAAUCGCUUGUCGUUGGUAUUGGAGGGGAUCCUUUUUCAGGCACAAACUUCAUCGACUGCCUCAAAGUGUUCUUGGAGGAUGAGGAGACAGAGGGUAUAAUCAUGAUUGGCGAGAUUGGCGGGUCUGCCGAGGAAGAUGCUGCAGACUUCUUGAAAGCAAAUAACACAUCAAACAAGCCUGCUGUAAGUUUCAUUGCAGGUAUAUCCGCACCACCGGGGAGGAGAAUGGGCCACGCAGGUGCUAUCGUGAGCGGAGGUAAAGGAGGCGCAGAUUCGAAGAUAUCUGCAUUGGAGGCUGCUGGGGUCAUCGUUGAGCGCAGUCCAGCCGCUCUCGGCAAAACAUUGCAUGCUGAGUUUGUAAAGCGAGAUCUGAUUUGA